This is a messenger RNA of Euleptes europaea (tarantolino), 5750 nucleotides long. It is a transcript of the gene FER1L6, whose product is annotated as fer-1 like family member 6. Gene Ontology annotation, cellular component: membrane. The transcript is spliced from 43 exons. Gene Ontology annotation, biological process: plasma membrane organization. NCBI's taxonomy places the organism in Eukaryota, Metazoa, Chordata, Lepidosauria, Squamata, Sphaerodactylidae. The record is from RefSeq and is a predicted model, not a curated record. Bases 1 to 5733 code for a protein of 1910 amino acids.
AUGUCGAGUCUUUCUGUGCUGCUGACCGAACUUCUUGGCAGCCGUGUGAUGGUGUUCAUCCUUGUUACCGCUGGAAGGAAAGCAUUUGUCAUAGAAAUGGAAUCCGCAGAGGGCACUCCACAAUCCCACAGAAAAGGGCUGUUUGCUGGAAUAAAGCUGAAGAAGAAGAAAAAAGGAGACAAGGGGUUAACGUUUGCAAACAAAGGAGCCCUGGGUGAUCAUGAUGACACUGACAGCCUGCAGCAAGAGAUACCUGUUGGCCAAGAAGGGGAAGAAGGAGAAAUUACAUAUGAUGAUGCGGUCUCUACCAGUAGCUUUGGUGCCUCAGGGUCUUGGAGGAAGAGAGCAAAGGUGGUGUCGAAGAUUCAUGAAGGGGAACCAAAAUCCCAGAAUUAUCAGAUUGCUAUAACCAUCAUUGAAGCUCGGCAGCUUGUGGGCGAGAACAUCGAUCCUGUGGUGAUCAUAGAGAUAGGGGAUGAAAAGAAGCAGACGACGGUCAAGGAAGGAACCAAUUCACCGUUUUACAAUGAAUAUUUUGUGUUUGACUUCCUUGGGCCCCAAGUACAUCUGUUUGACAAAAUCAUCAGAAUCUCUGUUAUGCAUAACAAGUUGAUAGGGAGUGUCUUGAUUGGCUCCUUUAAAGUAGAUUUGGGGACAGUUUACCUCCAGCCAGGUCAUCAGUUUUGUGACAAGUGGGCCCUUCUCACAGACCCUGCUGACAUUCGGACGGGAACUAAGGGAUAUCUGAAGUGCGAUAUCAGCGUUGUAGGAAAAGGAGACACGAUACAAGCCAUUCAGAAAGCAAGUGAUGCGGAAGAGCAAAUAGAGAAGAACCUCUUGAUCCCCAAAGGAUUUCCAUCAGAAAGGCCUUGGGCCCGGUUUUAUGUGCGAAUCUAUAAAGCUGAAGGGCUCCCCAAGAUGAACUCAAGCAUUAUGGCUAAUGUCACCAAAGCAUUCAUGGGAGAUAGCAAAGACCUCGUGGAUCCAUUUGUGGUGGUCACAUUUGCGGGUCAAAUGGGACGGACAACUGUGCAGAAGAACUGUGCUGACCCUGUGUGGCACGAACAGGUUAUCUUUAAGGAAAUGUUCCCACCACUGUGCCGAAGGGUCAAACUCCAGGUGUGGGAUGAAGGGAGCAUGAACGACGUGGCCUUAGCCACUCACUUCAUAGACCUGAAGAAAAUCUCAAAUGAACAGGAUGGCGAUAAAGGGUUCUUACCUACCUUUGGUCCUGCUUGGAUUAAUCUCUAUGGCUCACCCAGAAACCACAGCCUAAUGGACGAUCACCAGGAGCUCAAUGAAGGUUACGGGGAAGGUGUCUCUUUUAGGGGACGGCUCCUAAUUGAGCUUGCAGUAGAGAUCCUCUCCGGGGGAGCCCAUGAGUCAAAGUUUUCAAAGAUCAUCAAGGACUUAAAGCCGUCUUCCAAGGAGAAGGAUGCCAAAGGAUCUAAAGGGACAGGGAAAGACAAAGACAAAGGAGCAGAAGAUGGAAAACCCCCCUCCUCUUCAGAUAAAACCAACUCAACUGAUGUGGAAGUGGAGCCAUUUGACGUGCUACCUGAGAUCCAUGAGGAAACAUUUGAGGACUUCCUCCUAUUUGGGGCAUUUUUUGAAGCGACAAUGAUUGACAGAAAGGUUGGAGAUAAACCAAUAAGCUUCGAGGUUUCGGUUGGGAAUUUUGGCAAUGUGAUUGACGGAGUGUCGUCAGGAGCUGGAGGCAAAAAGAAGGGCCACGAAGGAGAAGAGGAAGAAACUGCCCCGUUGCUGCAUGAAGGUUCGGGAGAUGCUUCGCAUGACAUUGCGAUGCCUCUGGUAUCUACCACGCACCCCGAGAAGCCACUGGCCACCGAAGGAAACAGAAACUAUAACUAUUUGCCCUACGAUGAGAAGAAGCCCUGUGUCUAUAUCAAGAGUUAUUGGGGAGACCAGACCUUCAGGCUGUAUUUUUCUAAUUCCCUCGACAAAAUGGCGAAUCUGCUGGAAGAAGGUUUAGAACAAGUGAGAGAUCUGAUCAAGGUUUCUGAGCUUGCAUCAGAGGAGAAAAUGAGGUCCACUCUCAAUGAUUUUAUCAACCUAAGCCGGGCCUUCAUUGCUAAUGCCGAAAAGAAGCCCAAGCUGAUGAAUCGGACAGCUUUGGACAAAAAGAGGCUGACGUUAUGUAAGCAAGAACUGGAAGCGAUGGCCAAGGAUGCCCAAGGGAUCAUUCAGCAGCAAAAGAAGAAGAUUCUCCUUGAUGAAAUGAUGCGCGAGACAGAGGGUUUUAUUGAAAAGAUUCGCUUUUUAGUCGAUGAGCCUCAGCAUACUGUGCCUGAUGUGUUCAUCUGGAUGCUCAGCAACAACAAAAGAGUUGCUUACGCGAGAAUCCCCGCCAAGGACGUACUCUAUUCCCCUGUGACCGAGCAGAGAGGCGAACACUGUGGGAAGAUUAAAACCCAUUUCUUGAAAUUGCCAGGAAAACGGCCGUCCGGCUGGAACGUCCAUGGGAAAGUUGACACUUACCUAUGGCUGGGUUCCAUAAAAUACGCCCACACUAUUUUGGACAACUUACCUUUCGGAUAUGAAACAGAAACGCCUUCUGCAGUGAGCGGAGGACACCACGCCGCCCCCCCACCUGUCAGCCUGGUCUAUAAAACCAAGAAUAUGUUCCAGCUGAGAGCUCAUAUGUAUCAGGCCAGGGGACUUAUAGCAGCUGAUACCAGUGGACUUUCGGAUCCAUUUGCCAAAGUCACUUUUAUUUCGCACUGCCAGACCACAAAAAUCAUUCAACAGACAUUGUCUCCUACCUGGAACCAAAUGCUACUGUUUAAUAAUAUUCUACUUCAUGGAGAUGGGAAAGAAAUCGCCGAAUUUCCUCCAGUGGUCGUUGUGGAACUAUACGAUGACGAUGCAGUGGGCAAAUCAGAAUAUAUUGGCUCUACCGUGGCCUCCCCUGUAGUGACACUGGCUGGAGAUAAAUAUGAACCACCAAAACUUUGUUAUCAUCCAGUGUACUGCGGAAAUCUUUCUGGAGGAGAUCUCCUGGCAACCUUUGAGCUGCUGCAGAUUUCUGACUCGGGUCCCGAAAACCUCCCACCGGUGGAUCCUCCAGAUGUCAGUCAGGUCUACCCUGUCCCAGCCAGCAUCAGACCUAUUCUAAGUAAAUACCGAGUUGAGGUUCUGUUCUGGGGUCUUCGUGAGCUGAAGAAGGUGCAGCUUCUUUCUGUGGAUCGCCCGCAAGUUCUCAUUGAAUGCGCAGGCAAAGGAGUGAAAUCGUGCGUCAUUCAGAGCUACAAAAACAACCCAAAUUUCAAUGUCCAGGCAGACUGGUUUGAAGUGGAACUACCGGAAAACGAAUUGCUGCACCCACCGCUCAGCAUCUGCGUCGUGGACUGGAGGGCCUUUGGCCGCAGCACACUGGUUGGAACGCACACCAUCAAUUGCCUGAAACAGUUUCUGUAUAAGUCUAAGGAGCUGCCUGCUCCAUCAGCAAAGGAUGUUAACCUUGUAGGCAUUGGAACAGGUCCUACAGAAGCACUUCAACCCGUUCAGGCUGCACAGGUUCCAACAGAUCAUAUCUACAUUGAUGUGGAACAUUGUGCCCCUGUGUUAGCUGUACCUGAACCUGAACCGGUAGCACCUCCUGCUCCAACACCGCCAUCUCUGCCAGCACCUUCUCCAAAACCUGCGUCUCCUUCUACCACUGAACCUCCUAAGGAUGGGAAGCAGAAAGACUUGAGAAAAUCGUCUCGGCGUUCCACCAAAAGAAAAAAGAGAACAAUCGCCGAUGAAUCUGCUGAAAACGUUAUUGACUGGUGGUCAAAGUAUUAUGCUUCUGUGCAAAAAGUCCAAAAGGCAAAAGUACUCGAUUUUGGUGAUGGAAAACCAGGAAGUACAACGCAGACUGGUGGCCAUGUGACAUUAAGCAUCGAAGAUGAACCAGACAGAAAGAAGAAAGAUAAACUGGUCAAGAAGAAAGCGAAAGAAGCAUCUCCAAAGCUAGCAACACUGGAGAUCUAUGAUGGAGAUCUGGAGAGUGAAUUUAACAACUUUGAAGACUGGGUAAAAACCUUUGAACUCUUCCGUGGCAAGUCUACCGAUGAAGAUCAUGGCGACUAUGACGAAAGGAUAAUAGGAAAGUUUAAGGGCUGUUUCUGCAUAUACAAAAAUCCAGAUGACUGCUGCUCUGGAGAAGGAGGCCAGCCGAAGAUUCUUCAGGGGAUACCACCAAAUCACUCUGUGAAAGUUCUCAUCAGAGUAUAUGUUGUGGCAGCAUUUAACCUCAGUCCAGCUGAUCCAGAUGGUAAAUCGGAUCCUUAUAUUGUGCUUAGACUGGGCAACACCGAAAUUAAAGACAGAGACAAUUACAUUCCCAAGCAGCUAAACCCAGUUUUCGGAAGGUCUUUCGAACUUCAGGCAACCUUCCCCAAGGAAUCCCUGCUUUCAGUCUUGAUCUAUGACUAUGACUUGAUAGGUUCAGACGACCUAAUUGGAGAGACGAAAAUUGAUUUGGAAAAUCGUUUCUAUAGCAGGCAUCGAGCCACCUGUGGGUUGCAAAGCCAAUAUGAAAUUGAAGGAUACAAUGCCUGGCGAGAUGCCACCAAGCCAACUGAGAUCCUAACCAAGCUGUGCAAAGAUAACAGACUGAACGGGCCCUUCAUGCAGCCAGGGAAGAUUCAAAUAGGGGGCAAAGUCUUUACAGGGCAGACCGUCUUCCAGGAAGAUGAGAAUGAAGAACCUGUCGAAUCAUACGAACACCUCGCACUGAAAGUUUUACGGUCCUGGAAUGAAAUCCCCGGGGUCGGUUGUAAGAUGGUGCCCGAACACAUCGAGACUCGGCCCAUCUAUCACAAAGACAAGCCUGGCAUGGAGCAGGGCCGUGUGCAGAUGUGGGUAGACAUGUUUCCGAAGGAUAUGCCACUCCCAGGGCCUCCUGUUGAUAUCUCACCCAGAAAACCCAAAGGUUAUGAAUUAAGAGUUAUCAUCUGGAAUACAGAGGACGUCAUUUUAGAGGAUGAGAAUAUCUUUACCGGACAGAAAUCCAGUGACAUCUAUGUGAAAGGGUGGCUGAAAGGCUUGGAAGAUGACCGUCAGGAGACCGAUGUGCACUACAACUCUUUGACCGGAGAAGGGAACUUCAACUGGCGUUUUGUGUUUCCGUUCCAUUAUCUCCCGGCUGAGAAGCACAUGGUUGUCUGUAAGAGAGAGAACAUAUUUUCCUUGGACAAGACAGAGCGCAAAAUACCAGCAGAAUUGGUGCUUCAGGUCUGGGACUUCGAAAGGCUUUCUUCGGACGAUUUCUUGGGCUCCCUUGAAAUGACUCUGAAUGGCUUCCCCCGAGCUGCCAAGACAGCCAAGCGCUGCGACAUAAGCAUGAUGACGGGGACAAGUGAGGAGAACAAGAUCUCCAUAUUUCAGCAGAAGCGCGUCCGAGGCUGGUGGCCGUUCAUCAAAGCCGGCGAACUCACGGGCAAAGUAGAAGCUGAAUUUCAUCUAGUCACGGCAGAGGAGGCUGAGAAGAACCCAGUGGGCAAGGCCCGGAAGGAGCCAGAACCUUUGGAAAAGCCAAACCGGCCUGACACCUCCUUCUCCUGGUUCAUCAAUCCUUUCAAGUGUUUGUAUCAUCUCAUCUGGAGAAAUUACAAGAAAUACAUCAUCAUUGGACUGAUUCUGAUUAUCCUGAUCAUAUUCCUCGUGCUUUUCAUCUACACCCUACCCGGGGCCAUUAGUCGUAGGAUUGUUGUGGGGUCAACUUAGAAGAUGGUUAUCCCUCA